This is a messenger RNA of Kalmanozyma brasiliensis GHG001, 1167 nucleotides long. Its product is annotated as PI31 proteasome regulator. The record is from RefSeq and is a predicted model, not a curated record. NCBI's taxonomy places the organism in Eukaryota, Fungi, Basidiomycota, Ustilaginomycetes, Ustilaginales. Gene Ontology annotation, molecular function: proteasome binding; endopeptidase inhibitor activity. Bases 1 to 1167 code for a protein of 388 amino acids. The transcript has a single exon. Gene Ontology annotation, biological process: proteasome-mediated ubiquitin-dependent protein catabolic process.
AUGUCUGACCCACUCGACCCAGCAGCGCUCCUUCAAGUCCUCCCCACGCUCCUUCCGAGCACCGAUGGUCCUCAAUUGCAAAACGCAUCAGACGCCCUCGCGGCUCUGAUCCACACAGUCCUCACUCGACUCGACUUCCGCCUCACCGGUCUGUCCGAAGAUGACCGCCUCCCCAUCUCCUCUUCCCCCUCCAACCAGCUUCCUCCCAACUGGAACGCCUCCUCCCCCGCUCACCACUCGUUCCGGUAUAAGCACCACCAGUCCUCCCUCGACUUCCUGAUCAAGAUCGUCAAGCUGCACAACAAGGCCCUGAUCCACGGGAUCGCGCUGCAGGGAACAAAGACGAGCACGAUGGAAGUCGUCCUGACCGACUUUAUCUCGACGAACUUCUGGCCGUAUCCGAACGGGGGGAAUGAGCCGCUGGUGAACGGCUACAUCGGGAGUUCGAGGGUCAAAGAUCUGGUGGGGAGCUUCAAAGCUCAGGUGCUGUCGCAGCUCGUGCCUGGGUUGCGCAAGGAUGGGUACGUCGAAGAGUCCUCCUCCACCAGCACCAGCGGUGCAAGCGGAAGCGGGGAUGGAAAUCAGGGAGGGAGUGGGAGCACCCCUCGUCAGCCACCUCCCCCCGCCCCACGCGCCCCAUUCCACGGCGACGAAGACGACCCUUCGCAACCUACCUCCCUGCCCCCCUUCCGCAACCCCCUCAUCAUCGGCGAUCGCGACCUCGACCCACUCGGCGGCUCACCCCUCGCCCUCCCACCCCGGUUCGGCGGUGGAUCCUCCGCUCCACCCCCGCUCUUCCCCGGCUCCGACACGGGUGGAGGCAUGUACGUCGGUCCGGACCAUCCGAUGUUCCGCAAUCGACACCCGCCUUCGGGCGGAUCCCAAGGUUUACCCCCCGGUGCGGUUCCACCUGGGGCACGGUUCGAUCCCAUCUAUCCCGGCGGUGCAGGUCCGGGACCGUUCAGACCAGGAGCAGGCGGGCCGGACGUGGGUGGUCCCAGACCGCAGACUGGGGAGCCGGAUUGGGACGAACUGCGACCGCCCGGUAUGGAGGAUGCGUUUGGUGCGGGUAGGGGUGGGUUUGGCAGCAGGGGCGGAUUCGGCGGUGGCAGGGGUGGAAGGGGUGGCUUUGGUGGCGGUGCCGACACCAGCGGAUGGUAUGCCUAA